Molecule: messenger RNA, 3477 nt
Organism: Dictyostelium purpureum
Lineage: Eukaryota; Evosea; Eumycetozoa; Dictyosteliales; Dictyosteliaceae
Exons: 2
Coding region: 1-3477 (1158 amino acids)
Biological process (GO): autophagosome assembly; endocytosis; autophagy of peroxisome
Cellular component (GO): endosome; phosphatidylinositol 3-kinase complex, class III, type I; peroxisome
Molecular function (GO): metal ion binding; 1-phosphatidylinositol-3-kinase activity
Source: RefSeq, a predicted model, not a curated record
AUGGCACAUUAUAAUAAAAAAGUUUUAACAGUACCACAAAAUUUAAAAAUUUAUUUUUUAAUAAAUGGUACACAACACGAAAUUAAAACACCAUCACCAUUAGUAGCAAUUAAAUAUUCAAUAUUAUUACAAACUGAAGUAGAUUUAGCAAUCACCAAUAAUCCAAAUACAAGUGUUGUUAUUAUUUCACCACCAAAAGAUAUUGAAGCAACCUUUGAAGAUUUCGAACUUGUAUUGCAGUUUAUAAAUUCUCUUCACCAAUUUUGUAAAUUCCAAGAAUAUCAAUAUAACAAAUAUAAUGAAUCACAACAACAACAAGAUCCCAAUAAAAAUAAUAACAACAACAAUAAUAAAAAAGAAUCACCAUUUUUAAAAAUAUCUUUUACAAAUGAAAACAAUAAUUGGUAUGGAAGUUUUAAAUUAUCAAAGGUUAAUAAAAAAUUAUUGUUUAUGGGAAGAGAUCCACCACAACCUGGUUUACAGAAUAGUGUUCAUACAAAGUCAUACUUAUCACUAGAAGGUAAUGGUCCAAAGCUAAUUAAAAUGGUAUUAUUGGCAAAAUAUUUUGAUAUAAUAGAUAAUUAUUUAAUCAAGGCUUACAGAAAAAGUUUGGAGAGCAAUUUGGAGAAAUUCUGCUCACCAGAGCAAGCUCAAAGAUAUUUUGGUGAUUAUGGAGAGGAGUUUAUUCAAUCUGAAAAAGAGAUUAUUGCUAAAGAGAAUGCAUUUUCAAAUCAUAACCCAUAUAUAGUUUCAACCAAAAAUUAUUUAUACAAUUCAAUGGUUGACAAGUCAUAUUAUAAUUUCCAACUAGAAGAAAAACAACCAACUUCACCAAGCAAUCCAAAAGAUCAAUAUCCCCCUGAUAUUGUUCAAUUAUUGGAUCCAAGAAAACCAACUUUACCAUUACACAAAUCAGCAACUUGUUAUGGAUGUAGUAAUAAAAUGGGUGUUUUAAAUAGACACCAUUGCAGAGAAUGCGGUAUGAUAUUUUGUAAUUCAUGUGCCGGAAAUUUCGUAGAAACAAGUGACCUUUCAAAACAAAUCUAUUACGGUAUGAACGAUUAUAUCUAUGGUUUUGUUUCAAAUAAAACUUCAAGAGUUUGCAAUUCAUGUUAUCAUAAAAUUCAUGGUGUACAGCGACACAACAAUGGUGUCUUUAUGUUAAAGUUAUUGGGUUUAAAAUUUUUACUUUUAAGAAGAUUCGCCAGUGUUUAUCCACAAUGGAGAAGAGCAUCCAUCAUCUAUUUAUCAGAAAUUAGAAUGAUUCAAUACAAAUUCCCAACUCAUAAACUUUUGCCAUUCGAAAAAUUGGCACUUUGGAGAAAUAGAACAGAUUUUAAAUGUCAUUCACUGUGGUUACUCAAAUUACUUUGCUCAAUUGACUAUAGUACAAUAACAACAAAACAAUUAAAGAGCUUAGAUGAAUGUCUUUGUGAAAAUAUUGAUGAUAAAAAGAAUUGUUACUUUUUAAUGUGUUCAAGUUCAUGUCAAAAUUCAAUUUCACCAUUAAAUAUUUUACCAUUGCUAGAUAAAAAUGUUACCCAUCCAUUUAUUAGAAACUAUGCAACAAGAAAAUUAAAUGGUUUAAAGGAAAAUCUCUUAUAUGUUUUACCACAAUUAACUUUUUUACUAAGAUAUGAACCAAACGUUAAAUCAGAUUUACAAGAAUUUUUAUUUACUAGAGCUAAAGAGAACCCAACUAUUGCUUACAACCUUUUAUGGGAGUUAAAGAAUUGCCAAGGUGGUGUUCACGAUUUACGUUAUGAAGAAUUAAAAUCAGAGUUAAUUAAAUUCUUUUCAAUCAAUUCACCAGAGUUAUUAAAGUCAAUUCAAAUUUCAUUCGAAUUGUCAUAUAUAUUACAACAGCACAGACCAAUAAUCAGGGAUGGAAGAAAUGAACCAGACAUCAAUUUCUUAAAUGCAAAAUUAAGUAAUAUAUGCAAGGGAAAUUUAUUAAAGUUACCAACAAAUCCAAAUUAUACAAUUAUUGAAUUUUUAGUUGGUAAAUCUUUAGUCUUUAAUAGUGCCACCAAGCCAUUAUAUUUAGUAUGCAGAUGUAUCAAUGAUAUUACUGGCGGUGAGGAAGAAAGAGGUUUAAUCUUUAAGAAAGAUGAUUUAAGAAAAGAUCAAAUCAUUCUCAAUUUAAUUUAUUUAAUGGAUGAUUUUAUUGUACAAUAUAACAACCGCGUUAAAGAAAAACAAGAAAAGUUUUUAGCUACAAACCCAUGUAAAUCUUCUAUCGAUUCAAGGAAAAAGAGAGAGCCAUUCAUGAGACCAGUAGUUUACCGUGUUAUUCCAACUGGUGUUCAUUAUGGUUUCAUCGAGCCAGUUAAAGGAUCAAAGACUCUUAAAGAAAUCCAAAGCAAACAUCCAAAGAUUAGCAAUUUCUUAUUCGAUACUGGUUCUUACGAUAUAAACUUUUCCAAUUUCUCUCGUUCAUUGGCCACUUGGAAUAUCAUUACCCAUCUUUUGGGUGUUGGUGAUAGACAUAAUGAAAAUGUAAUGUUUACCGAAGAUUGUCAAAUAUUCCAUAUCGACUAUGGUUUCAUUUUAGGUAUGGACCCAAAGCUUUUCAAUGUAGUAAGAAAUGAUAGAAGUUUUGAAGAACAGUUCUUAGAAAACGAAAAGAAGAAGAGUGAUUUUUAUGACUUAAAUGUCCGUUUGUUCCUUGAAUUAAGAAAGCACCAUGCAUUCUUUUUAUAUCAAAUUUUGUUUUUAACUAGAUUGGAGCCAAAAGUAGAGGGCCUUAUAGAUGAGCAAUAUAUAGAAGAUGUAGUUGGCCAUCGUUUCCUUCCUGGUGUACCAAAGAAAGAAGCUUCAGAACACCUAAACUAUAUUUUAAAGUCAGCUAUUUAUUCAUUUGCUUUCUCUUUCUUUGACAGUAUUAGAAGCUAUAAAGAUAAAUUAUUAAAUAUUCAAGAAACCACCAAAUCUGUUAAAGAUAUGAGUGUUAGUUUCCUCGGUAGACUAUAUAACUCGUAUUCUAGUGCAUCAUCAUCAAGUGUCACAUCAAUUCGUCAACAAGAAGCCCAAGGCACAAAACCAUUUAUUGUUAAAGAGUAUAGUACUUCUGGUAGUGUUCAUAAUCAUUCCGAUGAUUACCCAGUAAUUAGCAGCAGCACGGAUUAUGAAUCAUUAUAUAAUCAAGGUACUUUUGAAAAUGAUCAUAGUUUAGUUAAUAGUAAUCAUAGCAAUAAUCAAGACAAUAACCAAUUUGAUAAUAAUAAUGAUAAUAAUAAUAAUAAUAAUAAUAAUAAUAAUUAUAAUAAUUAUAAUAAUAAUUAUAAUAAUAAUAAAGAUAAUAAUAAUGAUGAUGGUAGUAAUAAUAAUAGUGUCGAAGCUUAUGUAGCAAGUGCAAUUAUUGAACAACCUCAACUCUCAAGUUCAUUCCCAAUAAUCAGUCAAGAUAGUGAAUCCAAUCAAACAUUGGUAGUAACAAGAGUCGAUAAUGAAUUUGAGGAUUACAAUUAUAUUUAA